AUUCUGAACUGAUUAGUAAACUGUUUGUUUUCUUCUCAACUGUGUGGGUUGGCCACAGGAUGUUCUCUUGCAUGCUGUAGACUGUUCUUGUACAAAAGCCACUUAGCAAUUGCUAAGACGAAGUCUCUACCUGUGCUUCUGAGUUGAAGGGAAAUGGCAUUUGGUGGAACCCUGUGGAUGCUGAUAUUAUAUAUGACCAUUUUCAUUCACUUCAUGCUGCUUGCAUGGGGAGUUUAUUAUCGUCUUACCAGGCCCUACCUGCCUCAAGGAAUAAGCGGUCGUGCAAAUUUAAUAUUAGCUGAUUUCGUAGUGGGAUAUGGAUAUGUACUGGGAGCGUUUCUGGAAAAACUGGGCAUUUGCCGUAAGCAUAUCUUCCUCAGGGUUAUGUACGAUGCCAUACCAACAAGGAAGGACUCAAAGUUGAUCAGAAAGGACCUUGUUUUUGAUGGGGUGCCUGUGAGGGUGUACUGGCCCAAGACACCAGCUGCUGGGAACAGGAGAGGAAUCAUCUAUCUUCAUGGAGGCGCUGGACUCAUCGGAAGCAUCCAAGUCUAUGAAAAGGUCUGCCGUUUCAUUGCACACCAAAGUGAUUCAGUGGUUAUGAGUGUUGGAUUUCGUUUAGCUCCUGAGCAUCUCUAUCCGGUCCCUGUGCUGGACUGCUUAACUGCUGCAAUACACUUUCUGAAGAAUGCAGAGGAAUACGGAGUGGACCCCAACUGCAUUGCCAUUGCUGGGGACAGUAGCGGAGGCACAUUUGCUGCAGCUGUUUGUCAAGAACUGGUGACCAGAGAGGAUCUCCCAAGACUGCGAGCUCAGGUCCUGAUCUACCCAUUUCUACAAGCAGUGGACUUUGAUUUGCCAUCCUAUCAGCAAAACCAAUCAGUUCCUCCCUUGUUCAGAAAACGAGUUGUUAAAUUUGGUUCGACAUAUAUCACUGGGAAGGAGAUCAAUGUGGACCCAGUUAUAAAAGGUGCCCACAUCCCUCCUGAUGUGAGGGAGAAAUACCGAAAAUGGAUCAGUGCUGAUAACAUUCCAGAAGAAUUUAAGGCCAGGGGCUAUGUCCCUAAUGCGCCUGCCCCAUUUUCAGAAGAAAUUUAUGAACAACAUAAAAGAGGUCUUGAGGCAAGGUUUGCCCCCCUUCUAGCAGAGGAUGACAUAAUCCGCCAGCUCCCAGAGACUUUCCUUCUAACUUGCGAGUAUGAUGUUCUCCGGGAUGAUGGGCUGUUGUACAAGAAGCGGUUAGAGGACAACGGUGUGCCAGUGACACAUCAUCAUCUUACAGAUGCAGGCCAUGCAGGACUUAGCAUUUUUGGUUGGGGGCCAUUUGAAUUUCCGAGCUCAAAGAAAUGUUUGCAGCAUAUGGUACAGUUCUUAAAAGUUUUAUAGAAAUAAAUGACCGUCUUUGUCA
This is a messenger RNA of Podarcis raffonei (Aeolian wall lizard), 1408 nucleotides long. RefSeq names its product arylacetamide deacetylase-like 4. The record is from RefSeq and is a predicted model, not a curated record. NCBI's taxonomy places the organism in Eukaryota, Metazoa, Chordata, Lepidosauria, Squamata, Lacertidae. Bases 154 to 1386 code for a protein of 410 amino acids. The transcript is spliced from 4 exons. Gene Ontology annotation, molecular function: carboxylic ester hydrolase activity. Gene Ontology annotation, cellular component: membrane.